Messenger RNA from Micropterus salmoides (largemouth bass), 7999 nucleotides. RefSeq names its product leucine-rich repeat transmembrane neuronal protein 4. Gene Ontology annotation, molecular function: protein binding. The transcript is spliced from 3 exons. The record is from RefSeq and is a predicted model, not a curated record. Bases 799 to 2688 code for a protein of 629 amino acids. Lineage: Eukaryota; Metazoa; Chordata; Actinopteri; Centrarchiformes; Centrarchidae.
GUCGCUGUCUCACCAGAAGAGGGCAUUCCGAUUCUGCCUGACAAAGUUGCCUUGACAUGCAGACGUGAUUAACAACAGCGUCAUGCUGUAUUUCAAACCGAGCAUCAACGAGGAUGAGGGGAACAUUUGGACACAAAAGUGGAUAUUUGGAUAUCUGACUAUUCCGGGAGACUCGUUGACAGCGUUUCACAGGGACUUGUGGAUAACCGACCGUUACUUUCCUCUGUGCGCCAUGCGCGGAACAGACUGAGCAUCCUUGUGAAGAGACGCCGGGGUUUACUCGGGAGAGGAAUCUAAUAAGGGCUGCCUGACUCCUUUGGAAAAGUGCAUUUUUUUUUUGCACCAUGCCAACGUAUUUGUGAAGUUUUGUGACAGUAUUUUCUCGGAAUCUCCAUGCGCAUGUGAGACUGGCAUGAAUUACUUGGAUGUGGCUUGUCUGCGCCUACUGCAGUAAUCUUUUUGGCUGCAACUUGAAAACAUAGAACGAUUCUUUUCCUGCGAAGACAUGGAUAGGGAGUUCUAAAACCGGAUUUCUUUUACCCUUUUAAUCGGGAGUUGUAUGUAAAUGACAUUCGCCUCGGUUCAGUUGUACCGUUAUAGAUGCAGAACUAAACCGGAUAGCACGUCCAGGUCCGGGAGAGUAAAGGGCAGGUGCGCUUUGGUAUCGGCGGCUGCGCGGAGAGACCGGGCUAGUGGAUUAGGACGGUACCUGUCUGUGGAGAGCGCGUCAUGCGGACUCGAAUGUCGCGCACUAGAAGCCAAUAAAACCUGUAGGCUGGAGCUGACACAUAAGCGGAUAUGGGCUCUGCUCUGCGGCGUCGCUGGCUAGUGGUCCAACUCCUGAUGCAGGUGUGGCUGGCGGCAAAUCCAUCUUUGAGUGAGCGCCCAUGCCCCAAGAGCUGUCGCUGUGAUGGAAAAAUUGUCUACUGUGAGUCAAGCGCCUUUCGCGAUGUCCCCAAGAACCUCUCAGGAGGCUGUGAAGGCCUGUCCUUACGGUAUAACAGUCUUGCCAGUCUUCGUGCUGGACAGUUUGUAGGCCUCAACCACCUCAUCUGGCUCUACUUGGACCACAAUUACAUUGCCUCUGUAGAUGGAAUGGCCUUUCAGGGGGUCCGCAGGCUCAAAGAGCUGAUCCUGAGUUCCAACAAGAUCACAUCACUCCAUAACACCACAUUCCACCCCGUCCCUAAUUUGCGUAAUCUUGACUUGUCAUACAACAAACUGCAAGCCUUGCAACCUGGGCAGUUCCAGGGCCUACGGAAGCUUCUCAGCCUUCACAUACGCUCAAACUCACUUAAAAUCAUACCAAUGCGUCUGUUUCAAGAUUGCAGAAAUCUUGAAUUCCUGGAUCUCGGUUACAACCGCCUGCGCAGUAUCACUCGAAAUGCAUUUUCAGGCCUAGUCAAGCUCACGGAGCUUCACCUGGAGCAUAACCAGUUCUCAAAGAUCAAUUUCUCUCACUUUCCUCGCCUCUACAAUCUGCGGGCACUUUACCUGCAGUGGAAUCGCAUUCGCUCAAUGAGCCAGGGCCUGACCUGGACCUGGGCCUCCAUCCAGAAACUGGAUCUGUCUGGGAAUGAUCUGACAGAAGUAGAUGCUGUAGUUUACCAGUGCUUACCCAACUUGCAGACCCUCAAUCUGGACUCCAACAAGCUGACCAAUGUCUCCCAGGAGGUGGUUGAUGCCUGGAUAUCUUUGACUACAAUUAGCUUAGCUGGGAAUGUAUGGGACUGUGGCCCUGCCAUCUGCCCUCUGGUGACCUGGCUGAGAAAUUUCAGAGGGGCAAAGGAGACCACCAUGAUCUGCGCCUCACCCAAGAAAGCCCAGGGUGAGAAAGUGAUGGAUGCUGUCGAAGCUUUUGGUGUAUGUCAAUCAAACCUAGCAACAACGCUCACUGUGAGUAUUCCUCCAACACCAUCCAGUGUCCCUGUGAAGACUGAACAUCCCCCAGCUAUUCUGGCUUCACCUACUGGUUCUGGAAAGAGAGGAGAGGGAUCUAUCAGAGGCCCCACAUUGUCAGCUGUUACCCCCCCUGUGGCACUUCCCCCAGAGCAAGACUUGGAGCCCGUGUCCUUCCAUAAGAUUGUUGCUGGAAGUGUUGCCCUUUUUCUAUCUGUUGCUAUGAUCCUGUUGGUAAUCUACGUGUCUUGGAAGCGCUAUCCUAGCAGUGUCAAGCAGCUGCAGGAGCAUUCGGCGACAGCCCGCAAACGCCGCAAGAAAGCUAGAGAGACGGAACGCACGCUGAGCUCUCCGCUGCAGGAGUACUAUGUGGACUACAAGCCCACCAAUUCUGAGGCCAUGGAUGUGCUUGUCAAUGGGACCGGACCCUGCACCUAUACCAUCUCAGGCUCUCGAGAAUGCGAGGUCCCCCACCAACUGGGUGCACUGACCUUCUACCGCUAUGAACAGCCUAUUGUAGACUACUGCCAGGCCCAUCAACCCCUGCGGCUCAACAUGGGUUAUGAGGGACCCCCACAGGGCCUAGAGGGCCUAGAGGACCUGGGGCCAUGUGAUAGGGGCACUAUACAGACAGUAGCGCUGCCUGCCGUGCCUACUGCUGCCAGCAUAGGUGCCCCUGUGCCAGGGCCUCGCUCUCCUCCACCAUCUCUUAGACCACCAACUGAAGGUCCCAGCAGCAGUCCUUUUCCUUCCACUGAACGCACCGGCACACUCAAAUUUGGACGCUAGCAAGUCCAGUCUGGUUGUUAGAAGUGGGGCAAGGGCCUCUUACUCACCAUGACUUUGAAAUGAAGGGGCAGACGAGCUGGUUUUUUAGUGGGGCCUUGUUUUCAGAACAUGAGUAUAUGAACUAGAGGACAAUUUUGCCUGGAGGGAUUUGGCAUCUGAAACACACUGUCUCACUAAUAUACAGUAGAGGCGGAGACAUCCUUACAGAUUAUUUUGAUUAAUUUUUCCAAAGCACCUCAUAGAAAACUUCUUACUACUGAAUCAUGGCGGUAAUCCAGCAUAUGACAAAAAAAAUUACUUUGUUUCCAAAUCUGGUCUUUGCCAAUAUCCAAUGACAAUGUCAUGGGGCACCUGUUCACAAGCAUAACAGCAAUCCACUCGCUGAGUCAGGCGUGAAGGGGAAAGUGCAAUAAACACGAGUUCUCGAUCACAAAAACUGAAAGCAUUAACAUAAAAGAUAAAAGAGAUGAAGCUGGACAUCAUGUGAAGAGAAAUGGGCUUCUUACUGUGAUUAUUAAUAAAAUAUCCAGUCAGUAGUUGUUAACAAAAGCAAAUCCAUAUCAGUAUUUCAGAAAAAAAUGUCAUUUUCUCAAGAUAAGUAUUACAUAGAAUUUCUCCUUUUGUUUGACUUUCUUUUGUUCCUUUAAAUGUGGCAUCUCAUGCUGAAUUUCAUUGAUGUGCAUGUCAAACCAAAGAGUUUACUAUAUUUUUUUCCUUUAAUGCACAUAAGCGACUUUAGCUGAGGGCAUUCUUAAAAUGCCAGUUGGUCUACUAAACUAGCCUCAGUCAACUCGCAUUCACAAUUGCAACCAAAUCCCCAGGUGGUUUCAGAUGAACUGGGCUUGUCUUUUCAGAUUAGCUAAGGAGUCACGUGAUACAUACAGGUGAGAUAGUCAAACUGAAAUUUAAAAGCUAUCUGCCAUAAUGAUGUAUCUAACCUGGUCCUUGCAACAUCAGGUCAAUUGGUAUACAUGAUUUUGGUGAUGGUAUGAAUAACAUUAACCACAGAAACACCUGAGGAGAUAUUGUGGCAUGUUCUAAUCAUUUCUUAAACACACAGGUGGGCCCUUUCACACACAAUGGCAGGUCUUUGUAUAUGAUUAUAUCCCAGCUGAAUGAUUCACUAUGCUUUAAAGAGGUAAUCAUGGGGAGUUAUGUGGUAAAAUAAGUACAUUUGAAUGCAAGGUAUUGUACAUAUUCUUAAAAAAGGUCAACUUUACUGAAGGUCAAACCACUCUCACUGCCCCAAACAGUCAUUUGAAACAUGUGUCAAAAUUUGACUUUCAUCACUCUGGACAAUUUAGAGAGCAACAUCUUGCUGGGUUGACAAAGCUCUGGCCAUGUGCUCCUGUCUCCCCUCCACCACAGAGAACAACAGUGCCUAGUGGGGCAUGUUGAACCAGCACGUUGACUUCUCUUUGACCUGCAUAUGAACCCAUGGGCUGUACUGGGAAAAUUGCCUGACAUCUUUUUUUCCAAAAAGCGUGCCUACAGUGCGGGACUUUAUUUCACUUGGUAACCCCUUGGCCACUGUGUCGAGCACUACUCAUUGACAUAUGGAAUUGAUGAGGACUUCAGACACGUCUGUGAUCGCCUGUCAAAUAUCAUCUCUGGCUUAAUCCAAGCUUUUGGUCAUACUCUGGGGAGUUGUGAAUCUGUGCUUGGUUCUCCCACAGCACAACUGAUUGAUCCACAGAUGAAAAACUGCAAAGGGCCAAAAUUCCCCACAAAAAGUGGGUGUAUCCUCAAGAUAAGAGAAAAAAUAGGGAUUUUUUGUUUGUUUGUUUUGUUAUUUUGUCUUUUUGGCUUGGAGAAUAAGAGACCGUUUUUGAGGUGUUCAAAGAUGAUGUCAAGAAAUUCUAUUAAGGACAAAAUCGAAUAGAACUUAUUUAUCGUGUAAAUAGUGAAUCUUUAAUGACAAAAAAAAGUAUGAACUUCACUUCUUCUGAAACACAAACUGUGUGUGAACAGAAGAGGAGCCUUAUUCACUUUCCAGUGGGAAUCUGUUACCAAGAUGACUCGGUGAAGAGGUUCCUACUGUAAUGCUCCUGUUGUUUCAAUGAUAAAUAUUUUUCUAACUGCUCCCAUCAUUAUUCUACCAUUAAACACAAAUUAUGUUAGUGAGGUUAUUUCUCAAAUCCAAUCAUUUUACUGAACCACAUGAGAAAGGGAAUAUUGAGAGACCUGCUGUUGUGAUGUACUUCAAGAGUCAAACCUCAUAGAGAUCCAUAUUUUCUGUUUUGACUUCAGACAUGUUUCAUGUUGCAGGAGGUGGCUAUAUGAUGUGUGGUUAGUUACUUCCCAAUCCACUUCUCUCGUUUGCCAUUUCAGGGUCUACUCGGGGAGAAGAAGUGUGCUAUUCUUUAUAACAAGAGUUUAACUUGUGAAGGAUGUUCUUUUUGAUGUGCCAUGAAUUUGUUAAAUGUUUUACCAAAAGCCAGCCCCAAAAGUCUUCAUGAUUUCACGACCAAGAAGGGUUCAGUCCCCUUCGUGUACAGGACACUGCAUAAAAAGCAGUUGAUUCGCUCAGUACGGUUGCUUAAUAGUGCUGGUGGAGUUUACUUUGUAAUAGCAGCUGUGCCAAUGUCUUUAUAAUGGGAGCUCUCUCAAUUCUAUCCAUGUAUUGUCUUGCCUUGCUCUAUAUCACCCCUGCUAACUCCUUGGCCUGAAUUUCAUGUCUGCCACUUGGUGACUCGGGUGAACCUGUUUAAUGAUGUUCUAUUUCUGUCCGCAUGCUGAUAUUUUGGGAAAGUAUGCCCGGUUAGGGAGGAGCGCUGAACCAGAGACAAACAGUAUGGAAGAUACAGUAUUUCCUGGAUGGAGUGCCCUAGAACCAGCAGCACGUGUCAUGGUCAACUUCACUGUUUUUAAAGCAACUUGUUUGCUGACCCAUUCUUGCCCCUGUCUCACCUAAAGUAGAAUUUCCUGGCACUAUAUAGGCUUUUAAACAAAGAAAGAGCCUUCUGUUGGGCACUCACUCCAGGGACAGACUUUCCCUUUAAUAGUAUCCUGCUAAAGCCCAAUACCCCAUAUGUUGUAAUUACUUCACUAUUCAGAACAGUCAUAAUGGUUCAAUUCAGUCUAAACACAAUGAUCAAAGCUACUUUUCCCUUCAUGUGUAAUUAGAAAAUGCUAAUAAAAUCUUUGUAUGUUCACAAUUAAAUCAACUACUAAUAAGCGAUUGAUUAAUCGUGACUACCUCUCUGAUAAAAUUGGAUAUGUUCAGCGGAAUGUUUGGAUCCUGCUGCCAGUAAUUAUUUAGUCUUUUGUCCAUUUCUUUUGCCAUCAGAGAGCUGGAAGCACAGGCGCUGCAUGCUAAUGAUGCAUGUUUGAGCUGAAGUCCAGGACGUCUGUGCAAGCCCUGCAAUGCCAACAGGCUUACUUUUCUCUUCCUUUUUGUUUGUUUAUGGUUUUGUACACCCCAAGCUCCCCACCCCCCUUCACUCUUUGGGCUCAAUUCCCCACUGGGAACAUUUCUCAUUUUCCCCCCAUCUUUUCUUUUUUGCUUGAGGUGGAGUGAAUAAAGGUCUGAAGAAUUGCAGUGAAAACUGUUAAUGCGCAGAGGAAAAAAGCUAAAUGUAAAUCUUCAAGGGAAGGGGGAAAGCAGAAGAGACUAGAGGGGGAGCCAGAAAUGAUGUACAAUAGGGACAAUACAGAAGUAAAAAUGGGUAAGUGCAAAGACAUUUUAUUCUGUUACAAUGAAAGCUUUGCGAUGUUUUUGAAAGUCCCGGGCAGCUUUACCUGCACUGUAAGAAAUGACACGAACUGCUUCAGCCAAACUCAGUCACACGCAAGACACACACACACAAGUAUUCUGUAGCUAGUUAUGGCACAAACAGAACAAACAAAACAAAAGGCAUACUCAAAUCAACUUGCAUCUUCUAAACUGUAAGUAAUUAUGCAUGCUCACAUACAAAGAUAAAAUCACACACACACACACACACACACACACGUUUAAACACUUAAUUUGAGUUGAAAUUAUAAUUUACGCUUUGUUACCAAGAAUACAUUUUUACUUGUCACCCUUUAACCGCAGAAGAAUCACACAUUAAUAUGUAUACACAAAUGAAAAACCUACAAACAUGGGCAACACAUAUGCCUUGAUAAAUGAUAAUAAAGUUCUCCAGGUUUUGACGCUCCCAUCCAUUCCAGUUCACCCAAGGCCAUCUGCGACGCUUCAGUAGGUUCUAAUCCAUUACCUGAUAAAUAGAUUUGAAAAAUGAAUUCCAAGCCAGACGUGUAGUUGCUUUUCUUCCUCUGACACACAUCUGUGUCUUUCCCGGAGGCAGCACUGGGGCAUACAGCACAUAGUCAUGACUCCAGAGAGUCAGCACAUAUACACACGGAUAUGGGGGCAAAGCAGAAAAAAAAUAAGGUAAUACUCCUGAUCUGCCACUUCUAGAUUCCCAAUUUGAGAUUCUUGUUUUUGUUAGCGUGUCAUUAGUGUGUGUGCAGAAUGCAAAGUGGUGAGAAUUAAUAACUUUUUCAUGCUAAAAGGCAGAAAGAGAGACUGGAAGCAUUGCUAGUGAGUUAGCUACCCUGCAUGUACCCAGUUGGCCUUGUGUGUGUGCGUAUCUACAGUAUAGCAGCACCUACUCCUCUACCUCCUCUGAACCAAUGUCACCAUUACUGAUGUUCAGGCCAGCCCGGUCCCCAUUGAUUGUUAUUGUUCCAUGCUGUUUCACAUUAGCAGAACGUCUUUAACCUCUGACCGACAUUGUCCUGACUCUGUUUUUAUCCCAUUGCUCAUGUCAGAGGGAACACAGAAAGGGAAGGCAUGAUCAUUAACCUCUGUCAGGGAAACACACUUUUUCGUUUGUCUGACAAAGCCAGUUUACGCCCCUAAUUGGAUUUAAUGUGAGCACCGAAGAAAGGAAGGUUUUUAUUCAAAUGGGCUACAUUCUAUUCCUGCAGUUGGCUUUUGAGUGCAGUAAGAGAGAAAGCAGAGAGAAAGUGACAGAAAGCAAUAUCAGAAUUAGUCUUUGUUUCCUUGAAGUCUCAAAUAAAAUUGCUGCCUCUUAAAUGCUUUCCAUAUAAACCAGGGGGUCCCCGCUGUGUCCUUCUCAUUCAUUUCCUGCAGAGAGCAUUGAUUUCUGUAGGGUGUAAAUAUGCGCUGCAUUGUUUUCUUUGGUAGUUGGUUUGUUGUUGAUUUUAUUUUUCUUAUUUUGAUUUUUGUUCUUUUUACUGUAUUCAGACCUAAAGCAUUUUUGUGGAGACCUGGUCCAAGCGCAAAAAUACGGCUCUUCUUUGAGUAUAUUAUUGUCAGAAAAUGUUUUGUAAAAAUUUUGAUGAUGAUAUCAGAAAUAAACAU